Messenger RNA from Gavialis gangeticus (Gharial), 2415 nucleotides. RefSeq names its product cyclic nucleotide gated channel alpha 2 (gene CNGA2). Gene Ontology annotation, molecular function: cGMP binding; protein-containing complex binding; intracellularly cGMP-activated cation channel activity. Lineage: Eukaryota; Metazoa; Chordata; Crocodylia; Gavialidae. The record is from RefSeq and is a predicted model, not a curated record. Gene Ontology annotation, biological process: monoatomic cation transmembrane transport; potassium ion transport. Bases 179 to 2191 code for a protein of 670 amino acids. Gene Ontology annotation, cellular component: intracellular cyclic nucleotide activated cation channel complex; plasma membrane. The transcript has 7 exons.
AUUUCCUUGUUGCUGGGGGCACCAGCUCCACCCCUUGCAUCUGAAAGUUUUCUCUGUUGCUCUGAGGGCUACUAGCCAGGCUCCCAGGGCUGGAAGAGAAGGGCAGCGCCUUGCCACAAAGGACGGAGCUGGCUUGUCUUCAAAUCAGGUGCAAAGCUGGGGCCUUUUUGCAUGGAGGAUGAUGGCAAAGAGUAAUGGUCUGAAGAGCUCACCUGCCAACCACCACCCUCCCCGGUUGUCUGUCAAAGCCAACACCGAGGAUGAUUCAGACAAGACUGAGAUCAGCACCAGCAGGGCUGAGUCUGCAGAUGACACUUCCUCAGAACUGCAGAGAAUUGCUGCAUUGGACAAUGCAGAUCAGCCAGCCCGAAGAAGGGGAGCUCUGACCAGGAUAGUCCGGCUAGUGGUGAUUCUGAGAGACUGGGCAAACAAAAACUUGCGGGAAGAGCAGCAAAGGCCAGACUCCUUCCUCGAGCGAUUCCAUGGGCCAGAACUGCAUACAGAGGAUGGUAACGAGCAAGGGGACAAAGAUGGUGAAGGCAGCAAAAGCAUUAAGAAGAAAUGGAUGGUGUUUGUGGUGGAUCCUUCUGGGGACUGGUAUUACCGCUGGCUGCCUGUCAUUGCACUGCCCGUGCUUUAUAACUGGUGCUUGCUUGUGGCAAGAGCCUGCUUUAGUGAUCUCCAGAGGGGCUACUUCAUCCUCUGGCUUGUGCUGGAUUAUAUCUCGGACUGCAUCUACAUUGCUGAUAUUGUAAUCCGGUCACGCACAGGUUUCCUGGAACAGGGCCUGCUGGUUAGAAACCUUAAGAAGCUGUGGGAUAAGUAUGUCCAAACCUUGCAGUUCAAGCUGGACGUCCUCUCUGUCUUGCCUACAGACCUGGUGUAUAUUGCAGUGGGAAUCCAUCGGCCUGAGCUGCGCUUCAACAGGCUGCUCCACUUCUCCCGCAUGUUUGAAUUUUUUGAUCGGACUGAGACCAGGACUAGCUACCCGAACAUCUUCAGGAUUAGCAACCUGGUACUGUACAUCCUGGUCAUCAUCCACUGGAAUGCCUGCAUUUACUAUGCCAUCUCUAAGUCCAUUGGCUUUGGGACAGACACCUGGGUGUACCCCAACAUCACAGACCCUGAGUACGGGUACCUCAGUCGGGAGUACGUCUAUUGCCUCUACUGGUCCACUCUGACUUUGACUACUAUUGGAGAAACUCCUCCUCCAGUGACUGAUGAGGAGUACCUCUUUGUCAUUGUUGAUUUCCUCAUUGGUGUCCUCAUUUUUGCCACCAUUGUCGGGAAUGUGGGCUCCAUGAUAUCCAAUAUGAAUGCUACAAGGGCAGAGUUCCAGGCGAAAAUUGAUGCCAUCAAGCACUAUAUGCAGUUCCGCAAGGUCAGCAAGGAAAUGGAGGCCAAGGUCAUCAAGUGGUUUGACUACCUAUGGACCAACAAGAAGGCAGUAGAUGAACGUGAGGUCCUCAAGAACCUCCCUGACAAACUGCGGGCAGAGAUUGCCAUCAAUGUGCACUUGGAGACACUGAAGAAGGUAAGGAUCUUCCAAGACUGUGAAUCAGGCCUGCUGGUGGAGUUGGUGCUGAAACUUCGGCCUCAGGUGUUCAGCCCGGGGGAUUAUGUUUGCCGAAAGGGGGACAUUGGCAAGGAGAUGUACAUCAUCAAGGAGGGGAAACUGGCUGUGGUGGCAGAUGAUGGAGUGACUCAGUAUGCCUUACUCACCGCAGGACUUUGCUUUGGUGAGAUCAGCAUCCUCAACAUUAAAGGGAGCAAAAUGGGCAACAGACGCACAGCCAACAUCCGAAGUCUUGGCUAUUCUGAUCUCUUCUGCCUGUCUAAGGAAGACCUAAUGGAAGCAGUCACUGAAUAUCCUGAUGCUAAGAAGGUACUGGAGGAGCGUGGCCGGGAGAUCCUGAUGAAAGAAGGGCUGCUGGAUGAGUCUGAAGCUGAAGCAAGCCUGGAAGGGAAGGAAGUAGAGGAAAAGCUGGAUCGGCUAGAGUCCAACCUGGAGACACUGAACACCCGUUUUUCUCGAGUGUUGUCUGAGUAUAAUACUGCUCAGAUGAAGCUCAAACAGCGCAUCUCUGUUUUGGAAAACAAGAUGAAACAGGAGGUUCUGGAUGACAUUUUUGAUGGAUUAGAUACACCUGUGGAGGAUGAGGAAGGAGCCAAAUCUGAUGGGAAGAAAUGAGAAUCUGUAGAUGUCAGCCCCCGCUCUGUUCUGCAGGGUGCAGACAUGGCAUUUGCUGGUUUCUGUGUUUCAAGAACAAAUUACUACCACUGCCUUGCAUUGCAUGAGACUUCUCAGUGUCAUAGAAGUGUUGCUGUUGCUGCCUUGUGAGUGCUCUCUACUCAGUUCCAAAUCAGGUGACUCUUGUAGCUCUUACCAUCUACCCUACUGCCUUAAUCCAUGGC